GUUUUCUGUUUUGUUCUAUGUGUGCUUGAGGGGAAGUAACCGCAUUCCUCAUACAGUACAUAAAAAAAUAGCUGCCAGUGGCCGCUGUAGCUCACAAGCACGGAGCAUUCACACCAGAUCGCCAACUACUAACUAGAGACAGCAGCAUGACCUGUGAGCGGUUCACCAGCACUCACGCAGGUACUGGGUCCUUGAGACUGUUCAUGACCGCGGCUCUGUGCAGCUCCCUCUGCCUCCUGCUGGUGGAAUCCUCCUCAGUGUCACCUCCAACAAUAAUAGAACCAAGAAGAUCUCAAGUCAGGGCUGCAGUGGGAAAGCCUCUAGUCAUUCCGUGCAAGGCUGAUCCUGGAUUCCCUGAUGACUUCAGUCUCAUCUACUGGCUGGCGAACAGAACCUUCAUUGAAACUGCAUACCCCAAAAACAAUAUCAAGGAAAGUGAAGAGAAGACAUACACAAAAGACGGCGUAAACUACAUCCAAAGAGACCUGAUGUUUGAAAAGGUAGCCAAAAAGGAUUUUAGAAGUGUCUUCACUUGUGUCGUCAAUAAUCCAGCUGGCAUUGUCACACAAACCAUCAAACUGGUUAAUGUACAAAGGAGACGUGUGCUGAGAUGCGAUUCCAGCAGACAGUAAACAGCUCACACUAAUGAAUAAGGUGUCAACAUUCCAGACGGAGAUGUAAAAAGGGCUUCCCAUCCAUUUGCAGUCCUAGGAAUCUUCAACCUGUGUAACUGAAAGCAACCACAAGUAAUACAGUACAUGGCAGAUGGAUUCAUCUUGCAAAAAGUACUGUAGUGUUUCUGAAACAACUCUAUAUAAUUGAUGUCAAGUGUAAUUACAUUUCUGGAUUUCAUUGCAUUUGAUUAAAAUCUCAAAAUAACCUUAACAUUGACAGUGUUUAAAUCAUACUAGAAUGAACACUGUUCUAAGGAGGAAUAUGCAGCCCACCACAUUGGUGAGGUAUCAAUAAUGGAUCAAUCUUUUCAGAAGACUCUCCAAGUGCCACAUCUAUGGUUAGGUAUUUUGGUUUAGGCAUCAAAUCAUUGUAUAUGAAGGCAUGUGACUAUGAUUUCAGUGUAAAAAAAUCUUAUCAAAAUUUAAACCUAGGUUCAAGAGCACGGUUUAAUGUGGUGGUGCUGGUCUUUGAACAUUCUAUGACAAUUCCCUUUUUUAGCAAGGCUUACAAAAUGACUGCAAUAGUUUACAUUAGGCUUUUAUUUGUGUAUUUUACUGCUUAUAUGCUGUACAGUUUAUGACAAUUAUUCAGUGUUCCUCUGUGGCUUUCCUUAUUGUCUGAGGAAAAAAAGUGAAUCAACACCUAUAUUAGAAAUGGAUUCUGCCAUGAAGGGCCAGUAUCCAUACUGUAAAAGAACUUCCUUAAUAAAAAAAAAAACUGAUGGGUUUCAGUCCUA
Molecule: messenger RNA, 1411 nt
Organism: Lepisosteus oculatus (spotted gar)
Lineage: Eukaryota; Metazoa; Chordata; Actinopteri; Semionotiformes; Lepisosteidae
Product: interleukin-1 receptor type 2-like
Molecular function (GO): interleukin-1, type II, blocking receptor activity
Source: RefSeq, a predicted model, not a curated record